This is a messenger RNA of Rana temporaria (common frog), 849 nucleotides long. RefSeq names its product coiled-coil-helix-coiled-coil-helix domain containing 5 (gene CHCHD5). The record is from RefSeq and is a predicted model, not a curated record. The coding region runs from base 254 to 547 and encodes 97 amino acids. NCBI's taxonomy places the organism in Eukaryota, Metazoa, Chordata, Amphibia, Anura, Ranidae. The transcript is spliced from 5 exons.
AGGGGCGGACGCCAGUAGAGGACGUAAGAGCAGAGUGGACAUAGGAGAUAGGCGAGCCGUGCAGUCACGCCCUGUCCCUAGGAGCUUACAAUCGACUCUAGAGCCACACAUGGGUUAAUCAGACACACCGCCCUCUCUGAUCUAAUUCUCUGCCUCUUGGUUUUUGUUCGGCCAAUCACAGGGCGCACAUCCCCAUACAGGAAGUAGAAUGUGACCAUGUGAAGCCUUCAAGGGUGAGCUGGUGCCAGUGAUCAUGCAGGCCGCCAUGGAGGUGACAGCCAAGUACUGCCGUAAUGAACUGGAUGAAUAUGGACAGUGUGUGACAAACAAGCCGGGGACAUGGCAUCACGAUUGUUAUGCGCUAAAGGUCAAGGUGGCUCUGUGUACAUCAUCGCAUCCCAUCAUACAGAAGAUCCGUUCUCAAUGUGUAGAACCCUUUACAGCCUUUGAACAGUGUCUAAAACUAAACCCAACAGCGGUGGAAAAGUGCUCCCCACAUGUCGCUGACUUCUUGAAAUGUGCCGAGAGUGUCAAGGUGACAGAAUAAGCUUGGAAGAGAACUAUGACCGGAUACACAGACUGUUGACUGCUGUCGAGAGAACAAUCCAGACACUGAACAUGAAGAAUCAUUAGUAUUAUGGAAGGCAGUCAUUGCAAAGAUCUGUCAUAGUGUUCACAUUCACUUCAAUGGUGCCUAUGUUUUUGGAAUUAUGGAUCAGGAAUGGAAAAAAUGUACAGAUUGGUCUUGCGGUAUUAAAAAGAUGGUGCUCCCUUUUUAACAAAAAAUGAUACAAUCUAGAUAAAUUAUUUACAGACUGAACAGCUGUUUAUUUAAAGAAAAAACUGUAA